AUGUCGCAAUGGGUGGCGAUAAUCGAAGCGAAUAAGGAGAACAUACCGUAUCCUAUAGACUUCUCAGAUCAAAAACCUGCACUGUCCAGCAGCACCGUUUCACCUGAAAUCAGCACUGAUGUCACUACUGCACGGCAUUCGGUCCUGCCACCUUCGCCGCUGUCAGAAAAAUCCAGUCUGUCAGUUCAAAGCCGAGAAUCGAUAUCUGAUUCGUGCCACGUCUACAGUAUGACAGCGUGUACACGUCGAGAAUCCUGCGAUGAUGUGGAUAUCGAAAGCGAGGACGGUGAAGUGACAUCACGAAAAGAGAAAAGUCUCGGAUUACUCUGUCAACGUUUUCUUGUCGCUAUGAACGAAGAAACACGGACGUCAAUCAGUAGAGAAGUACACUUAGAGACGGUAGCUAGAAAAAUGAGUGAUAGCACAAAUAUUGUGCAUUAUUGCCGUGCUAAUAUAUUCAAGAAAAAACCAAAACGUUCAGAUGUGGAGAAACGUCGAAUCUAUGACAUUGUGAAUGUAAUGGAGGCGUUGGAUGCGAUGAGUAAAACAAACAAAUCCUACUACAAAUGGCACGGAUUGGAGGGACUGCCGAAACUUAUGGCCGACUUGCAGAAAGAAGCAAUUGAAGAGCAUCUACCGGAACGUGUACUCCGUGUUGAGCAGGCCAUGUGUUCCUUUACUGAACUCUCACCGGGAAGCCGAAAAUUAGGUGUUAAAGAGAUUGUUGGUGAGUGUAGACGAAGUCUAGUCGGCGAAGACGAAAAACCUUCAUCGUCAAGCCAUUCUCAAGAUGUCUCACAUUUGUCUCAAAAUACCGAGAAGCGCUCUCGAGUUGAUGUUCGAGAUCGACAGGGUCGAAAUUCUCUUGCACAACUUUGCAGGCGAUUCCUCAUGGUGUUGUUGAGUAAUCCAAAAAACACAAGGCGGGUUAGUUUGGACGUGGCCAGCACAGUUCUCAUAAAAGAUCCCGAAACGGAAGGAUUCGAGCCUCCAAGUCGAAGUCGUUGCCGUCGUCUUUACGAUAUCGCAAAUGUCCUGGUUGCUUUGGGUCUUAUCAAAAAAGUCCAUUAUCUCUUUGGCACGAAGAAGAUCCCGUUGUUUGUAUACUGCGGUCCUGAACCAGAUGGUGUGUUACGUUUUUUUUUCAAAAUCUUAAAAUCUGUUUAA
This is a messenger RNA of Angiostrongylus costaricensis, 1167 nucleotides long. The record is from the annotation of a GenBank genome assembly. Lineage: Eukaryota; Metazoa; Nematoda; Chromadorea; Rhabditida; Metastrongylidae.